Messenger RNA from Habropoda laboriosa, 3379 nucleotides. Its product is annotated as death-associated protein kinase 1-like. Gene Ontology annotation, biological process: intracellular signal transduction; positive regulation of apoptotic process; protein phosphorylation. Lineage: Eukaryota; Metazoa; Arthropoda; Insecta; Hymenoptera; Apidae. The transcript has 20 exons. Gene Ontology annotation, cellular component: nucleus. The coding region runs from base 1 to 3351 and encodes 1116 amino acids. The record is from RefSeq and is a predicted model, not a curated record. Gene Ontology annotation, molecular function: ATP binding; protein binding; protein serine/threonine kinase activity.
AUGAUGCCAGGCACGUCUCGCCAAUUGGGAACUUCGAACGGUGGCCCUGAGUGGGACACUUUAAUGGAGGUUCAUCAUGAACCAAUUGAAAGAAACUAUAAAUUAUUGGAAGAGAUUGGAAAGGGACAAUUUGCGAUAGUAAGAAAAUGUAUGGAAGUAAAAACUGGAGAAUUAUAUGCUGCCAAAAUUAUGAGAAAAAGACGAGUUGCCAGAGGUGUGGCAGCAGCAGACAUUGCUCGAGAAGCAGGCUUAUUAGCACGACUAAGACAUCCAAAUAUUGUUUCAUUGCACAAAGUUGUUGACACAGGCACGACAGUUGUUUUACUUUUAGAAUUAAUUUCUGGGGGAGAGCUUUUUCAUUGGGUACCAUCUGGUGAAUUAGAAGCUGCACAUGUGGUUCGUCAAGUUUUAAUGGCUCUCAGUCAUUUACAUUCUCAUCAAGUUGCUCAUUUAGAUAUCAAACCUGAAAAUAUUCUUCUAUCAACUCCUCCACCAAUGCCAAGUAUAAAAUUAAUAGAUCUAGGUCUGUCACAUCGAUUAGUACCUGGAUCUGAACACAGAGCAUUAUUUGGUACACCUGAGUUUGUUGCUCCUGAAAUUGUAAAUUAUGAACCACUCAGUCUGGGAACUGAUCUUUGGGCAGUUGGUGUUCUAACAUACAUUCUUUUAAGUGGUGCAUCACCAUUUCUAGGUGAAGAUAAACAAGAAACUUAUGCAAAUGUUGCUGCAUGUCAAUAUCAGUUUGACAAUGAGUAUUUCAGUACAGUUUCUGAAAUUGCCAAAGAUUUCAUAAGAUCCUUGUUGAUCAAGGAUCCAAAAGAAAGAGGAACUGCAGAAUCGUGCCUUAAACAUCCUUGGAUCCUCACGGAGUCAGAAGCCUCUCAAGGUCUUGGUGGAGCUAUGAUUAGUGCCGUUAAACGAGGCUGUCUUGAGGCUGUGUCUCAAUUAUUACUGCAAGGAGCACCAUUGAAUGUGAAAGAUUCUAAAGAAGAUACGCUUUUGCACAUAGCUUGUGAAGCGGGAGAUGAGGGAAUGGUAACUUUUUUAAUAGAAAAUGGAAUAGACCUGGAUACACCCAAUAUGAAAGGUUUAACACCGCUACAUGUGGCUGCUAGGCAUGGUUUCAUUAAUCUUGUUAGACAUUUGUGCCUUGCUGGUUGUGACGUUGAUAAAUCAAAUCGUGGGAUUAGAGCGGAUGUAACAGCAAUCAAAUACGGACAUCUUGAUAUUGCAUCACUAUUGGAUAAGCUUCGAAAUCCUAUUCAACGUGAAAAUUAUAUUAAACAGUUGCAACCAACACAUAGACCAAUAGAUCGUCUACAUAUAAGACUUUUAGGACAUUGUGCAUCAGGAAAAUCCUCCUUAAUAAAUUCUUUAAAAUCGGGCAUUUUUAGUUUUGGAUUUUUUAGAAGGUCCAGAAGUCAGAAUUAUACCGCAAAGUAUGAAGGUACACAAGGAGUAGAAUGGAGCCGUGGUAACGUAGGUGGAGAAUGUGUCUUUUGGGAGUUAUGCGGUCGUGAGGAAUUUUUACCGUCUUAUCACUAUGUACUCACUUUUCAACAACCUGCUGUGCACCUUAUUACAGUCAGUUUGAGGGAGCCUCUUACUGUACAACUUCAACAAGUAAAAUUUUGGCUACGAUUUAUUUCAGAUCGUAUUGCAUCAACUAAUUUUGGUUUUGGUGGCAAAUACAGUGAUGUUAAAGUAAUUUUGGUCGGGACUUAUGCUCCAGAACCUCUUGCAUCAAAUUCAAAUAGUGGUAGUCUUCUUGCCCCACUUUUGCCUUUUUUGAAAGAGUUCACACCAAUUUUGGGAGAUGAACCGCAAAUGGUCGCAGUGGAUGCAACUAAUUCUUCUAGUCCUGGUCUGAAACUUCUAAGAUCUUACUUGAAUAAUGCAAGGAUGGAAUUUUUAGAGGAAGGACCGGAAGUUGCAGAAAGUAUUCUCCGACGUGACACGCCGCGGGCUGCGGCCUCGUACGUGCCCUUGGCGAAUCUUGAUAAACAGAGUGCACUAGUAUGGACUGGUUUGGCUGAUUCUUGGAGGUCGUAUGUUCAAUCUUUAGAGGUACCUCCAGUUAUGUUCACACAAGAAGAAUUUUUGAAGGAAGUGAGAAAAAUAAAUCCAUUAGUUUCUUUAGAGCAUUGUAGGCACCUUGGAUUGCAAUUACAGAAUUUAGGGGAAUGCAUGCUCCUUCCUGAGAAUUUAAUAGUUUUAAGUCCGGAGUGGUUCUGGCAGGAUGUAAUAAACUGGCAAUUAAGUCUAGAACAGAGGGGUCGUCUUGGUGGUCGAACUACAGGGGUUUAUGCUUUAGAAGAUUUUCAGGCUCGUUGUCCUUGUCCUGCAGGACAAGCUUUGCAAGCUUUACAGGCUGUAAAUUUGUGUGUUGCAUGCGAAGUGGAUGAUGAUGAAGUAGAGUAUGAAAUUCCAUGUUUGAAUUUUAUCGAGCGCCUACCAGGAUUAUGGGAACCAUGGAAAUCUAACUCUAAUAGUUUGCCACAUACUGGUCUUCGUCUAGCCCCAUCUGAGGCGCCGUUGUAUCAUUUGAUUGCAGUAUUUCCACAUUUACAAGCACAAUUGAGAAAAAUCACUCAAUCAUGGGAUCCAUCGAAUUCAGAUUUGUAUCAAUGGUGGAGAGGAUCGAAAUUAUGCAUCGGUCCUUGUGAAAGUAUCAUUACCUUCGAAGAAGAAGAACAAAGUUGUAUGGAAAUAAGGGUACGCGGACCGCGAGGCACUAGUGCUCAAUGUUUUGCUCUUUUCAGCAUUAUUCUUGAUGCUAUUGAAACAACAAUUGAAUUAGUAGCUCCUGGAAUGUUACUUGAAAGACAUUGGCUAAGUCCUAGUCAACUUCGAGAGUAUGAUGAAGUUAUACAUUCAUGGGAACCAGCACCCGUUAUAUCAGCUUUAAUAGAUAAAGGUCUUGAAGAAGCAACACUUAAAAAUCCUUUAAAUGGUCGAGAAGAAACUGUAUGGGAAAUAGUAAGUUGUGGACUACCUUUAGUAGAAAACUGUCUUCCUGGACCAAAACAGGCAAUAAAGUACAUCAAGCCUGCUGUACAAAGAAGAUUAGCACAGAUGCUCGAUCCACCUGAUCGUCACGGAAGAGAUUGGUGUUUACUCGCUGUUAGACUUGGUUUAGGAGAUCGAGUAGCUCAAUUAGAUAGCACAGUAGACAGUCCAACUUUGAGAUUACUAAACACGGCGGGGGCUGAUUGCACCGUGGGAUCUCUGAUACAACAAUUACGAGCUCUUGACCGAGAAGAUGCUGUACACCUUUUACUCUCUUAUGCACCAACGUACAUAUUGUCGACGGCUACUGACUCUGAAACAGGAUCUAAUCUUUCCAGAUGACAAUGUUGCAUUUAUCAAUGGUGCAUUA